Carcharodon carcharias (great white shark) is the source of this 4815-nucleotide messenger RNA. It is a transcript of the gene tmppe, whose product is annotated as transmembrane protein with metallophosphoesterase domain. Bases 355 to 1668 code for a protein of 437 amino acids. The record is from RefSeq and is a predicted model, not a curated record. The transcript is spliced from 5 exons. NCBI's taxonomy places the organism in Eukaryota, Metazoa, Chordata, Chondrichthyes, Lamniformes, Lamnidae. Gene Ontology annotation, molecular function: hydrolase activity.
GGCUGCUGGUUUGCAGAUUGGGCUGAGUUGGACCCAGACUGGGAUCGAACAGUUUGGCCAUUUGGAACGUUUUGAAUCGCAGAAGCGCCCCGGGCCCGCGUUCGAAUGGAACGUUCCCCGGACUUGACACUUUGUAACGGCGCGUGCGGCCGCCCCAUUGGCUGCAAAAGUCCCGAGGACGUGACGGGCGCUACAUAAAUGGAGGCCCUUGAAGCAAAUGAGGAAGUUAACGGCCUGCUGGAUUUAUCCCGUUGCAAUAAAACCCUCCACGCCCAUAUGCACGCAAGCCCGAUUUCUUGCAAUCGGCCCGAAGAGAUUUAGAGAGGACAGCGACUGCAUGGUGGAGAUUGGAAGAUGUUGUCUUUAGGCAGGUUGUCCUGGGAGGUCCGGGUAUCACUGGCAGCUGCGGCUGUGCUUUGCUCCAUGGUCAUUUCCAGGAGUUUAAGGGACUACUUUGAUCAGCCGACCCUGGUGAAGUUAUUCCGUGUGCAGUUCCUGCUCUUUGUCAACUGCCUCAUGUCAAUCGGCUCGAGGUACAUCUGGAAAAGAACCGUGUCCAACCCGCAGACUUUCUGUCCACUUCCCUGCAAUGCCUCCAAGUGUUUCACCGCCUGGAAGAUCACCGUCUCGCUUUUUCUCUUUCUGGCUCAUUCCAGUUUCUUCACCCUGCUGGCUUUGGUGUCAGAAGAGCCUCACAUCUUCUCCCUGGUCUCCUACACCUGCUUAGGGAUGUACAUUUUCCUCAUUUUUAGCCUCCUUGUUUUGGGGCUCCUGGAACAGGCCCAGAAGCUAGUGCCAUUCAGCCGGGCUGCUCCCAGUCACAAUCGGCAUGUGCUUAAGUUGCUCCUGGCCCUCCUGUUUACUGUUACCUGCACUGUUCUGGGGCUUCACAAUGCAAGCCAGCCUCCUCUCAUCAAACAGGUGGAAAUACCUGUCCACAAGUUACCUCAGUCAUUCCAUAAUUUGAGGAUGGUUUUAUUGGCUGACAUUCACUUAGGGCCUACAGUAGGAAGGACCAAACUUGAAAUGGUUGUGAAGAUGGUUAAUGAACUAAAUCCAGAUAUCAUUGUGAUUGUUGGUGACCUCACAGACUCUCAGGUAGUCAACCUCCGAAAAGCCACAGAGCCACUACGACAGCUGAUGCCAAAAUUAGGGACAUACUUUGUUACAGGUAACCACGACUAUUACAGUGUUGACGUCACUAACUGGUUUAAGCAUCUGCAAAUGUUAAAAAUCCGUCCACUCCACAAUGAACACGUCAAGAUUUACAGCCCUAGUGGGAACAAGGACUGGUUCUGUCUGGCUGGGGUUGAUGACAUCGAAGCAGAGAUGUUACGGUAUCCUGGACAUGGUAUGGACUUAAAGAAAGCAUUGGAUGGUUGCAGUACCAAAGAUGCUGUAGUGUUGCUGGCACACCAGCCAAGAGCUGCUAAACGCGCCCUACAAAGCAGGCCAGACAUCAGCCUGAUUCUCUCAGGUCACACCCAUGGUGGGCAGAUUUUCCCUCUGGCAAUUGCUGCUUAUUUUUUGAAUCCAUAUUUUGAAGGUCUUUACAAAGCUGGUGAGAACAGUUUAGUGUACGUAACUCCUGGGACAAUUUACUAUGGAAUUCCAAUGAGACUUGGAAGCAGAGCAGAAAUAACAGAAAUUAUCUUAAAGACUGGAUGAACUGCAGGUCCUCCUUUUCAGAAUCAUGACUGUUACACCAGGGCAAUGAGUUUGAAGAAUGAGUAGGUAAUCUGUUUGUAUGAUAAUUAAUAGAUCACUUGAGUUAAUUGUUUUUGAGCAGAUCUAUACAUAUUUUUGCCAAUGAUUGUACUAUUGUCACUAAGAUUGAUCGAUUAUAACAAUGCAGUUACAAUGUGAGGGUGAGGGUAAGAAGCAGCACAGUUUAUCAUUUUUACAUAUGCAGCCUUUUUGUAAUCUCCAGGUGAACCAGGUGACCUGUGUUAGAGUGUCUCCUGGCCUCCUCCGCUGAUUACUUGGGCACUGAUUGAACAGGGCCUGUGAAUGACUCUCCAGUCGCCAUCCACUCUGUGCCAACUCACAGCAGCAUGCUGAAUCCAAUAAUUCAAUGUGUGGCAGAUGCUGGAUCCAAUCCAUGGCACUGAUACACUGUUCGAAAAUAAAUGGACAGUUUUCAAUGCAUAUUACAAAAUGUAAUCCUAAUGUGCAUUUAUUUUUUAUUCUCACUUUGCUGACCUCCAUUAGAUACUAAAUUAAAUUGAAGGCAUUUUGUUCCCUAGUUUUCUAUGUUUGUUUCUCAUUCAGAUUUGUUAUUUGUCAAAAUUACCACAAUUGUCACUGCAAUUUAUUAAUAUCCUAAAUUACUGGUAAUCUUUUGAAUUGCUCAACAUGAUGUGAUGUUAACUGCUGCAUCGUUUGACAGUGGGUAUGUAAAUAUUAGAGAGACUGUUCUUUUCUUGAUGUAAUUUCUCAUCAUUUGUCUUGAAUUUAUACAUCAGGGUGUAUUUUAAUCUCUGAGAAAUGCCUUGCAAUUUAUUCAAAUUUGUAAUACUUUCCAUGCUUCUUGAAAGUUUAAAAACUGUUCACACUGAAUUAUUGUUGCAGAUUUUAGGAUUUUUGUCAUGCCAUUCAUUCUUUUGAGAAUGGUAGACUGUGUACCGAAAGUGUUUUCCACUUCAGACUAAUGUAGGUUACCAAAUGCUUACCUCUUUUGGCGCCUGAUGGAACUCUUUUGAUGGAGUUUGCAGUUACUUGUCUCCUGUAAAAAUCAGCAGUAAGUCUGUGAAAAUCUGAAUAGAAUUACCUAACCAGAUGUUUUAUAUCCAGUGAGAAGCUCCUAGCAACCUAGUCAAGUCAUAGAAAACAAAAUUUAAAGAAAUCUAAUCCUGUUCACUUGAAGUUUUUUCACAAAAUGCUUAAAAGUUAACCGGCACAAUAAUUUGAAUUAUGCCAGUUCAAGUAAGAAAUUAUUGUUAAAAAAUGAAUUUUCAGCUAAUUUCAAGGAUGCAGCUUUGAAUUGACUGGACUUUUGUUAAUUUUCAGCAGCUUACUUGACUGACAAGGGGUGGGGAAGAUAAGCUUAAUUUAAAAUGUUCAUGUGAAAUAAAACAAAAUACUCAAAACCACAGUAUAUGCAAGUGAAAAAUUGGGCAAUUUCUUUUGAUAUCGCACCUUUCAUCAGAAGCCAGUUGUUACUUUUUGGAAGAAACAUUUUGUUUUUAAGUCAACCUUGUUGUUUUCGAUAGAGUACAGAGAUUGAGUAUUGCUUAAAAAAAGAGGUAGGCUGCCAAAACUUUUUUCUUGCACUCAUCAGGACAGAAACCAGAAUGCCGAAUUUCAAAGGGUGCAACAACUUGUACUAUAUGAGAAAAGGAUGCUGAUUGGUUGGCAAGUCGACUCUGGUCGCAGUGUUACCAUGGCACAUGCACCAGGGAACUAUUGUCCCCCCCAUUUAUGUUCAGUUCAAAAAGGUGCAAUGCCUGGACAUGUUACUUUUGCCUGCAAGUGACAGAUCCCUGCGUAUGAAUAUGUAGCUUCUAGCAAGCGUAAAUGAGCCACAUUGCGUGCCCAACUGGUAAUCUUAAAUUGGAUGUUUUUGUAAUUAUUAGCACACUCAGGGUUGUUCAUCAAGUGCUGUCCUAUUGCAGAAUUACAUCUAAUAGUAGACAUGAUGUUCUGCAUUUUGCUAGUAUAGGGUGGUUAAAAGUACGGUCAGUACUCUGCCUUUUGUGAAUAGCUGAAGGGACAUGCUGUUUAGUAUGAUCCGCCAAUUGUCGAGACAUACAACCUAUGUUUCUGGCAUUGCACCAGCACUGAAAUUCAUAUACAACAUUGUGUUGCUACUGCAUAGUAGCAGUGUCAAACUUCACCUGUUGAUCAAAUUUUUGAGAUAGCCACACAAUUGGCAUUUUCCAAUAUCAGAAUGCUGCCAUCAAGCCAAAAAGACAUUCUGCCUACCGCACAAGUGAAUAAUAUGGUUGAUGAAUUUCAGUGCCUCUGUGAUGCCAGGGACGUUGACUGUACAUCCCAAUGACUGGUGGAUUGUAUCAAACAGCAUGUCCCUUUGGCUGUUCACAAUAGACAAAGUACUGAUCAUAUUCCACCAUCCCUUGCUUGAAAAGCUCAGAACACAAUGUCUACUGUUAGAUGUGAUUCCGUGAUUGGACAUCACUUGCUGAACAAUCCUGAGUCUGCUCAGAAUUAUGCUAAUGACCAAUUUAAGAUUAUCCGUCGGGCUUGCAAUGUUGAUCAUUAUGCUUUCCAGAAGCUGCAUUUAUUCAUACACAGAGCCCUGCCCUCCAGAGGCAAAAAGAACAUGUCCAGUCACUGUGCCUUUUUUAAAAAUUAUACAAAAACUUAGGGUCAAUAGAUCCCUGGUGAAUUCUCCAUGGUAAUGCCUCAACCAAUCAGAGUCAACUUGCCAACCAAUCAGCACCUAUUUCUCGUGCAGUAUAAAUGGUUGCUCCCUUUGAAAGUUGGCAUUCUUGCAUCUGUCCUGAUAAGUGCAAAAUGAAAAGCUGUGGCAGCAUACCUCUUUUUCAACAAUAUUUGUUCUUUUUGUUGCUUUCAAUCAACUCCAAUUUGGUACAGAACACAGACCAUCUUUUGUGCGCUAUGGUUAAAGUAGAAUAAGUAGACCUAAUCUAAUAUUUAGGCGUAACAAAAAUCUAGCACUACAGUGGAAAGGCAAUGUUGCAUUGGUUAGAUGUGAAGGCUGGUUCUGAAAUGCAGCAAAGCUUAACAGCAAGCCAAAUAUAUUUACCAGAACUUUUGGACUUUGUGGUCAUUUUAUCCUGUGGAAUCUUGUCUUUUUCUGUUUAAAGAUUAAUAAAUUUUAUUCUACCAAAA